AUGUAUAAUGGCAUUGGUUUAACCACACCUCGUGGUUCUGGCACCAAUGGUCAUGUCCAGCGUAAUUGGGCAUUCGUGCGACCCGGUAAGAAGGACAAUUCCAAUUAUCGUUCCGAAGAGGAUAUCAAGAAAUUGGAUGCAACAUUAAAUCGACCACCAAAUAAGGAGAUCCUGGAUCAUGACCGUAAACGCAAAAUUGAAGUGAAAUGUUUGGAAUUUGAGGAGAUUUUAGAAAAUCAAGGACUUUCACCUGAAGAAAUCAAGGCCAAAGUUGAUUCGUAUCGACAAAAAUUAUUGGGCACUGGAAAGACAGAUAUACCAAAAGAUGAAUUUGGUAGAGUAGCUGUCCGUGACACCCAUCAAAUUGCCGAAGCUCAACAGGAGAAAAACGCCAAAUUACGUGAAGCCUUUAACAUAUCUGAGUAUUUUGUUGAAGGUUCCAGCUUUGAUUCGGAUCGUAAAGCCAAAGAAGAUUUAGCUAAAAGUUUAGCUUUACAAAAAGAACUGGACGCUCAACGUGAACAGGCCGCCGCAGCAGCAGCUACUGCUGCCGCAGCUGCUAAAGAAUCAUCGAAACGUUAUGCUUUAGUACGGACACCAUCCAGAGAACGUGAUGUGUCGGCUGGCGGAAAGAGUGGUGGUGAAGGCGGAGCACUUGGUAUUAUAGGUGGUAAUGGAGAUAAUGAUGAGCAUUCCAUUAAAAAGAAGAAAAAGAAACGUACACGUGAAAGCUCCAACAGUCCCGAACGCAAAAAAGAUAAAAAGAAAAAAUCUAAAAAACACAAAAAGGAAAGUAAAUCGAAAAAGAAGAAGUCACGUAAACGUAAAUCCAGUGAAUCGGACAGCGAUGAUGCCGCUGCUGUGGCCGAUGAAAAUGAUUCCUCGGACAGCGAAGCCGAAGUGAAGAAGAGCCGUAAAAAAUCCAAAAAGGAUAAGCUUUCGAAAGGCUCUCUAGUAGUUUUAAAAAGCGUGAGAAAAAGUUGAAGAGGCGAGACAGGUCAACCUCAUCGGAAAAAUCGAGAUCAAA
This is a messenger RNA of Musca vetustissima, 1027 nucleotides long. Its product is annotated as serine/arginine repetitive matrix protein 2-like. The transcript is spliced from 7 exons. The coding region runs from base 1 to 984 and encodes 327 amino acids. The record is from RefSeq and is a predicted model, not a curated record. NCBI's taxonomy places the organism in Eukaryota, Metazoa, Arthropoda, Insecta, Diptera, Muscidae.